AUGUUUGCGUACAUAGUGGGAAAUGAACAAACCUAUUUAUCUAUCUCUCUAUGUCAGUCUGUUCCUAUCUAUCUAUCUAUCUAUCUAUCUAUCUAUCUAUCUAUCCCUUUUCCUUUGUUCAUAUCUAUUUAUCUAUCUAUCUCUUUUUCUUUGUUCAUAUCUAUCUAUCUAUCUAUCUAUCUCUUUUCCUUUGUUCAUAUCUAUCUAUCUAUCUAUCUAUCUAUCUAUCUAUCUAUCUAUCCCUUUUCCUUUGUUCAUAUCUAUCUAUCUAUCUAUCUAUCUAUCUAUCUAUCUCUUUCCCUUUGUUCAUAUCUAUCUAUACCUUUUCCUUUGUUCAUAUCUAUCUAUCUAUCCCUUUACCUUUGUUCAUAUCUAUCUAUCUAUCUAUCUAUCUAUCUAUCUAUCUAUUUAUCUAUCACUUUUCCUUUGUUCAUAUCUAUCUAUACCUUUUCCUUUGUUCAUAUCUAUCUAUCUAUCUAUCUAUCUAUCCCCCUUUGUUCAUAUCUAUCUAUGUAUCUAUCCCUUUACCUUUGUUCAUAUCUAUCUAUCUAUCUCUUUUCCUUUCUUCAUAUCUGUCUAUACAUUUUCCUUUGUUCAUAUCUAUCUAUCUAUCUCAGUUUAUUUAUAUCUAUCUAUGUAUCUAUCUGUCUAUACCUUUUCCUUUUUUAUUCUGUUAAAUGUCUAUCUAUCGCUUUUUGUUAA
Molecule: messenger RNA, 702 nt
Organism: Acanthosepion pharaonis
Lineage: Eukaryota; Metazoa; Mollusca; Cephalopoda; Sepiida; Sepiidae
Source: the annotation of a GenBank genome assembly